AUGUAUGCCAAACGUUCUUCUUCCCCUCCAACCUCCCUUGCCCAUUCGGCUCUCUCCCCGCCAGAGACAUUCCCGUUUCCAGCCUUUGCAUCAACGUUCCGUUCCUCUAACCAAGAUUCUUCCGAUGCCACAGAACCGAGACUGACAGACAACAACAGCCGCAGCGUUUCUCCUAUUCCUCGUUCCAACAUAGUAUUGCGACAGCACCUCUUUUCAGCACUUGAACUUGGCGAUUACUUCCUUCGACAACCGCGCUCUAUCCGUUCGGCCGAUGACCUCGACGACACACAAUUGAAGCGAUGCUUCGAGAUACUUCACGCGUGCCACAUGGCCUCCGAUGAUGGCGUGACGUUUGCUGAAACUAGUUGUACCAUGGAAGAGUUUCUGAAGGCUGUGUUCAGAGAUUGGGCGUCGGAUGACAAGGGAGAAAUGUCCAAGCCAAAGAUGGACUUUGUUGUCAGAGGGUACCUGAAAGUUGGCUACAUCUGCAGCCAACCAAGCGACCAUCGAACCUUUUCGGCCUGUACUGAGUCUUCGAACUGCGAAACUCCCGUCUUCGGCGUCGCCACCUACAAGACCCAACCAGCACAACUCAGCAUCACUUUCACAACAGAAAAACCAUCCGAUCGUCCAAAGGAACCUCUACAAGGCCUGUUCUGCCCUUUUCAACGACACGAUGUUCGCCUCCAAGAGGGAAACGACUGGGUAAUUGAGUUGAGGCAGAACAUGAAGAGCUCUUGCGAGAAAAGGGUGUCUAUAUACAACAAACGUCUUGCUAUAUGGCAUGCAAGAGCCCUGAUUAAGGACUGGGCGAAGGGAAGUAUCUGCAUGGGUAGGGACGUUGAAGUCCUUUCUUUCGUACUGAAGGAAGCAGUUGAUGCCAACUUUGCUAUGAUGGGGCAGGUUUGA
This is a messenger RNA of Fusarium poae, 909 nucleotides long. RefSeq lists its product as uncharacterized. The coding region runs from base 1 to 909 and encodes 302 amino acids. The transcript is spliced from 2 exons. NCBI's taxonomy places the organism in Eukaryota, Fungi, Ascomycota, Sordariomycetes, Hypocreales, Nectriaceae. The record is from RefSeq and is a predicted model, not a curated record.